AUGAGUAUAUUGAGUAUCCUAACCCCUGCCGAAAGGCGGUUUUUUGACGAAGCCAUACAACGAUCCGUGGCCAACCGGGCAUUAGAAGAAGCUAAAGAAUCUGUAUAUCCAGUUCUUCGUGAGCAGCCAUCAGACCAUUCUCGGUAUCCAGGUCAACCACACGCACACGAACAGCAGCAUUCAGUUCCACGGUUUGAUGGGAUUUGUGGCAACUCUACAAAACCAUCUGAGGCUCUUGCCCGUUAUGCUGAAUUAUCACGACAGGAGUAUGAUUUGUGGGAUCGUGUGGAACGUAGUCUUGAAUUGCCGUUUGUAUACCGUUCAGAGGCAAACAAAAAUCUUUGCUAUAAAAUGUUACGCCGUGUUCCUCUUUUGCGGACCAUUACGGAAGGAGAUUUGGAAGUUAUUAGUUCGCAUAUGGAGGUUUUACGUCUUAGUGGUACAGAAGUGUUGGCUGGAAAACCUCCUUUCCCGGAUGUUCAAACACGCAAAUCCACGCAAUCGUGGUCAACCAUGACACGGAGUCAGUUUGACGAUAACGAUAGUGUUUCUGCUCUUAUCGCAGGAGAACAUUCCACUGUUUCAGCUUCUAAGGCACACCGAGAACCUGGGGAUAGUAUGAGCAGUAGCGGUGUCAAAAUAACAAUGGGAAAUCGUAUAUUUAUUCUUCUUCGUGGACGUGUGGUUUUGCGUAUCCCAUCUUUGCAAACCGCUGCAGACGCUUAUGUUGAACCUUAUGAAGUAUUUGCAUUACCUGUAAUGGUGGAAGCUUUACCUGAUGGAUCAUGGUACGAAACAGAUGGAGAUUGUAUGUUGAUUAGUCUUACAUGUAAUGUGGAUCUUUCGCUGGAUCGUGUGAUUAGACGAAUCGAAAACAACGAAAUUGAGAAACGAAUUUCUUUUCUUCAAAGACAGCUACGUGUAAAGGUAUUUACUCAUUGGACACGAGAACAAUAUGAGGCAUGUGCACGAGCACUUGUCCCAAUUCGUGUCUCUUGGAGACAGUUAGUUGUUGAUCAAGGAAUGGAGUCUGAUGCGAUGUAUUUUAUUUAUGAAGGUCAGUGUAUAGUUCUACGUGAUGUUCCACUUCAACGUCAACAGAGUCAACAAGCUGAAAUACAAUCACGGCAAAUGUCUCAUCAACAGUAUUCAUCAUCUAGUACCCCAAAAACACUUACAUCACGUGCACGAUGGAGAUUACCGCAGAAACAUAAUGGAUCAAAUAGUGGUAAAACGACAUCUCAUUUAGGAAAACAACUACCUUCAACGGGAGUAACAUCACCUCUUGUAAAGACUAUGGAAAUUGUAACUUUACGUGAAGGUGAAUUCUUUGGGGAGCUCGGUCUUUUGAAUCACCAGGUGGAUUGGAAACCAGAUGUUGACACUAUAUGGUCUAGGGAUUAUUGGCAAAAAACGCUUGAUAGUGCUCUACGUGCACCAGUAGAUUUUAGUGCACUUGAUGGUACUCUCUCAUGGUGUACCAAAAGUCAAGGUAAGAGCAAUUCUAACGACCCAAAUGGUGAAGAUUCCCAUAAUAAUUAUGAUGGUGUUUUUCCUCCUGUUCCGUUACCACGACAGGCCACUGUAUACACAAAGUCUCCAUGUCUUUUCUAUAUGCUCUCAAAUGAACAUUGCCGUAGUUUAUUUGGUGACCGUGAAUAUGCGCAGUUAAAGGAAUUUGCGAAGGGAUAUCCCUCAUGUGAAGACAUAGAAGAACAGUAUGAACGGCAACGUAAGUGGUUACACUACCGAAAAACGCUGGUAAACGCCGUAAUGCAGGACUCAAGUAGCGCUAAACGAAAGAUACCGAAGUUACCACCUCUUCAGUUCCACUGA
Molecule: messenger RNA, 1836 nt
Organism: Trypanosoma theileri
Lineage: Eukaryota; Euglenozoa; Kinetoplastea; Trypanosomatida; Trypanosomatidae
Exons: 1
Coding region: 1-1836 (611 amino acids)
Source: RefSeq, a predicted model, not a curated record